Molecule: messenger RNA, 1460 nt
Organism: Corvus hawaiiensis (hawaiian crow)
Lineage: Eukaryota; Metazoa; Chordata; Aves; Passeriformes; Corvidae
Product: dual specificity protein phosphatase 13-like
Exons: 4
Coding region: 625-1251 (208 amino acids)
Biological process (GO): protein dephosphorylation; negative regulation of MAPK cascade
Cellular component (GO): cytoplasm
Molecular function (GO): MAP kinase phosphatase activity; protein tyrosine/serine/threonine phosphatase activity
Source: RefSeq, a predicted model, not a curated record
GGUCCCGGCGGGGCCGCGCCGAGUGGCGGGCGCUGCCACCCGGACCCGGGCCUCGGACCCUCCUUGGCCGCUUUGCUCCGAAUUCGGGUCAAACCCUGGGGAAACCGCGGCAGCCGAUGCUCGGUAGCGCGCUCGUCCUGUCCCGCCGCGGGUGGCCCGCGCCGUCUGGCAGGCUGGGGCACAGCAGGGACGGAGCCGGCUGCCCCCCACACGGGCGGGCCAGGGCUAAGCUCAGCCAGCCCCUCACGCCUCACAGCUGGGCUGAGCCGCAGCUGCCCCGCACGGAGCAGGAGUGGUACCCCCCGCUGUCGGGGCAGCCCUCAGGCUCCGUGUCCCGGCACCGCCCGCGGCCCCGGCCGGUCACAGCCGCUGGCACCGCCUGAGCACCGGCCUCCUCCGCAGCUCAGCCUCGCCCGCUGCCUGCCCCGGCUCCUGCUGCAGGUCCAAAGAGGGUAGAGGAGUACGGGUUAUAAUUAACAGAAUUAAAAAUAGACUUUGAAUAAACUGAACACCCGGAGAAGCUAGAAAUUUGUUGUGCAGCUGGCACAUUAGGAGGAAAGUGAGUGGUAUUAUUCAAACAAAGGUAAUCCAAGACACCGCAGCGCGGGAGCUUCGACUACCAGGAUGGCCUGGGACUCCUUGUGCAGCCAGGACUUACGGCGGCCCAGGAUAAGAAGUGCCUCAAGCUGGAUGCCUGGCAGUGGGAGCAGCGCUGGGACACCAUCCCUGGAGGAGCUGCGGCACCUGCUCUGCACACGCACACACCCCACAGGGCAUGUGGAUGAAGUCUGGCCAAACCUUUAUGUGGGAGACCUGUAUGUCGCUCGCGACAAGGCACAGCUGAGCCGCAUGGGCAUCUCCCACAUUGUGAAUGCUGCUGCCGGGAGAUUCCGCAUCAACACUGGGCCCAAGUUCUACAACGACUUGCCCGUGGAUUACUAUGGAGUAGAAGCAGAGGACAACCCAAACUUUGAUCUCAGCAUUCACUUCUAUCCAGUUGCUCAGUACAUCAGAGCAGCAUUGAAUUCCCCAAGAGGCAAAGUACUGGUUCACUGUGCAAUGGGAAUCAGUCGGUCUGCAACUCUUGUCCUCGCUUUCUUAAUGAUCUGUGAAGGUAUGUCUCUCGCCGCUGCAAUUCAGACCGUGCGCUCCCACAGAGGGAUCUGCCCCAACUCUGGCUUCCUCCAGCAGCUUUGGGAGUUGGACCUUCGGUUAGGAAGCGGCACAGGCAGAGGAGCAGAGGCCUGCUAGUGCCAAGAAGGUGUGUCUCCUGGCACCAGCCCAAGAGAUGCUGCCCUUACUGAAGAGUGCAAGGAUGCUGUCAGGACUGCUCUGUAGCUGCACAGAGAAAGUCUGGGGAAAGGCUGAGCAUGAGCAAACUGUUAGGAGCUGGUAGGCAUGUAUUUUUUGGAUAAGCCCACUAACUGGAAAGAAAAUGAAAUAAAGGAUUCAAACUGGCA